AUGGGACGCAGCGCGACGCCCCUCGCCCGCGCCGCAAGGCUCACAGAGGCCGCACACGCGCCUAGACGCGUCCCCCGCGCCCCGCUGCCCGACGAAGUGCGUGGCGCAGCCCAUACCGUCAGCGGCGGCAUGCUCCACGUCGAUCCCGACAGCCCUGUGCACCCCAUCUACCAGCUUAUCCGCGAUGCGCGCGCCGCGUGGGACGCAAAGUUUGCCAGGCAGAGCACGACGCUGCGCCAGGCCACGGACGAGUAUGUGAGGCGGUACCGCCGUGCGCCCCCCAUCGGGUUCGACAAGUGGUGGCAUUACGUCGUCGACAACCGCGUCCAGCUGCCGGACGAGUACGACCAGAUUGACAGAGACUUGCAUCUCUUCCACGCCCUCCACCCUAACGACAUCAUCGGGCGCGUUGCCAAGGCCGCCCGCGAACCCGACACGUUUGUGCUCAAGGUUCGCCGCGGCCUCGUUCGCACCACGGGCAGCGUCAACUCGAGCGAUUGGCUGCAUGGCGCACGAAGAGAUGGACAGCUCGAGCUCAUCCGCCCCAUUGCUCGCCACCUCCCAGACUUGACCGCCGUGUACACGGUGCACGACACGCCUUUCAAUUUUGUCAGCCACGCACACAAGGCCGAGCUGCUUGACCACAUCGAGGACGAUGAGUACCUGGACAGGGAUGAUCUGCCAGACGUGACACUGCGAGGGUGGGCCCAAGCUUGUUCGCGGGCGUCCCCGCUGCGCACAUAUGACGCCGAUGCCGAGCUGCCGGAGCCAAGCCACGCGACGGCCGACAAGACCUUCAUCGUUGACCACAAGGCGAGCAUGAAUCCCUGCACACACCCCGAGCUGGUUCGCCUCCACGGCUUCCUCUCGGGCAAGGUACCUGUCGCGCAGGAGCUGAGCGCCAAGUUCGCCAUCUCCAAAACAUUCUUGCACGCCGAUGUGCUCGGAAUUCCCCCCGAAAUGGUCGCGCACAAGGACAACGUGACGCUUGUGCCGUGGGAGCGCAAAGUGCACGAGCGCCUUCUCUGGCGCGGCGCCAACACGGGCAUGUACUACUCGUCUGACCUGGCAUGGCGCGACUCACACCGCGUGCGCCUCGUUCAGCUCGCCGACGAGGCGGAGGGACGCGCCUCCGUCCUCUCCCCUCCGGGACUGAUGCGCGGGCGCAGUGUCGGUGCCGCGACGCAAGAACAGGACGUAGGAUCCGCCAACACCGCACGCUUCGACAUGGCGUUCGUCGACGCGCCGAUCCAAUGCGACGACGGAGACGGGACAUGCGCCGAGAUUGCCGCCGAGUAUCCGUAUCGUCAAAGAGUGAGCCGCGAAGAGGCCGACGCGCACAAGUACGUCGUCGACGUGGAUGGGAACGCGUGGAGCGCGCGCUUCCAGCGCCUUCUGAUGAGCGGGAGCCUCGUGUUCAAAUCGACCAUCAUGCCUGAAUGGUAUAACGACCGCAUCCAGCCGUGGGUGCACUAUGUGCCUGUCAAGCUCGACUACAGCGAUCUGCGGGAUGCGCUGGCGUUCUUCGCGGGCGACGAGCACGGUGAGGGCGGGCGCGACGACCUCGCGGAAAACAUUGGAAUGGCAGGCAGAGAGUGGGCCGAGACGUUCUACCGCAAGCAGGACAUGAUCGCGUACGUCUUCCGCCUCUACCUCGAAUGGGCACGCCUCCAGGCUCCCAACCGCCGCGCCAUGGCGUUCAAGUACGACCCCGCGAUGGAAGCGGUGCGCACAUAG
Molecule: messenger RNA, 1737 nt
Organism: Cutaneotrichosporon oleaginosum
Lineage: Eukaryota; Fungi; Basidiomycota; Tremellomycetes; Trichosporonales; Trichosporonaceae
Source: RefSeq, a predicted model, not a curated record